GACAACUCUAGUUAUCAUGAGGAAGAAGAGGAGGAUAUCAACUUUUGGAGACGAAUUUUAGUAAAGUUUAGGCUUAAAAAAUGUAAUUUGCAAUGAACCAAGAGCUGUAAAUAGGGCAAUGCAACGAGAAAGCGACCAACGCGCAAUUCGCAUGUGAGUGGUGAGCGCGGGAAAAAACGCGCAUCGCGGGCGGCAGCAGCAGUAGCAGCAGCAACAACAACACAACAGACCGUCCCGUCCGUCGUCAGACGUCGAAUAAGAUAUAUCGUAUCCAAUUGCAAGUUGCAAUUCGAUGAACAAUUCAAGCGCGUUAACAUUGGCCCGAAGAAUAAGUGAAAGUGAACUGGGAUUGGCAUAACAAUAAUAUGGAACAGGUCGACUCCUCCACUGAGCUGCACCUGAACAGGAAAGAUCUGGCCGCGCUGGCCGAUGAUGUUGUGAAAGAAGAGGUGAUAUUAGAAAGCCCGGGCCAUCACCAUCAUCAUCAUCACCAUCAGUUGGACACCAAGGUUCGCAUGGUCACAUCCUCCUCCAACGACAACAGCGGCAGCGGCGGCGCCAGCGGCGGUACGAGCGGAGCGGGCGGAGGCGGUGUGGUUUCGGUGCCCGUAUCCCUGCCCAUCGGAUCGAUGAUAACCGGCACCACCUUCAAUGUGAUCACGCCCGACCAGCUGCCCCACUUCAAGCCGAUGCUGUGCGUCGACAACAAUGGCUACCUGUCCGGCGGCACGGUCAGCAUGGGCAACGACCUCAAAACGAUCGUCAUCCAGCAGCAGCAGACGCAACCCGGCGGAGGCGGCGGUGGUGGCGCCAAUAGUGCGGGCACCAAUACGACCGCCACCAAUACGAUUGGACUGAACCACGAUGGCUCCGGGAGCAAUAACAGCCACGAUAGCCUGGCCACCUUGGAGCACGCCACCGGUGGAGCGAGUGGCGUUGGUGGCGGUGGCGGUGGCGGUGGAACGGGUGGUGGCUCCUCGAGCUGGUCGGAAAACCCGUCCACCCAGCACAUGGAGGUCUUCCAGAUCCGCUGCAAAACCACCUGCGCCGAACUAUACCGCAGCAAACUGGGCUCCGGCGGCCGUGGACGCUGCGUCAAGUACAAGGAUAAGUGGCACACGCCCAGUGAAUUCGAGCACGUGUGCGGCCGGGGAUCCAGCAAGGAUUGGAAGCGCUCCAUCAAGUAUGGCGGCAAGUCGCUGCAGUCGCUCAUCGACGAAGGUACGCUCACGCCGCACGCGACCAACUGCAGCUGCACGGUCUGCUGCGACGACGAAGCAGGUGAGUCAGCUUCCGGCCCUGUCCGUCUCUUCACGCCCUACAAGCGGCGGAAGCGGAAUCAAACUGAUCUCGACAUGGAUUCUGGACCCAAGCGCAAGCGAAAUGCCCAUCAUAGUAAUAACAACAACAAUAAUACCAAUAACAACAACACGAGCGGGAGUGGAGCAAACAACUGUGUGGAUGUGACGGCCGCCGCUGUGGCUGCAGCAACAGCCAGCGUGGUGGAUGAGAACAACAUGUUCCUGGCGGAGGAGAACAUCACGUCCAAGGACGAGCCGUGGGCAGCACUUAACGACAGCCUGGACACCUCCACCGAGCUGGUCGACCAGUCGCAGAUGGGCAACACCUACGAACGGGAAACGUUUGUGGUGAACAUCAACGAUGGAUCCUCCAUCGCCGUCCUGGACACCAGUCAAUCGAUGAAGAACAUCGAACACGUCUACUGCACCAUGGUCAAGGCGACCAAUGACUUCAAGCGCCUGCUUAACGACAUGAAGCAAUCUUACGAGCGCCGCCUCGAGGUUCUGCAGAAGGAGCGCGAUGCUGCGGUCAGUGCGAUGCGAGUUCAGGUGCACGCGGACAUCGAUGACCCGAAUAUAUCCGGCUCUCUGCACGGCAACGAGAUCAUUUCGGCCAAGAAGUGCGCCAACUGCAACCGCGAAGCAUUGGCCGAGUGCUCACUGUGCCGGAAGACGCCAUACUGUUCUGAGUUCUGCCAGCGGAAGGAUUGGAAUGCUCACCAGGUGGAGUGCACAAGGAGUCCACAAACGACAACGCAACAGGUCAUGCUGUUGAUCGACGAUCAGUCCUAAGCAACGUAACGAAUUGUACAUACAAAUUUUACUACUAAUUAAUACGAUUAUAAAAAGUUCCCCCUGAAGUCCAUACUGAACGGACUCCCACCCCGAUCCCAGUCCCACUCCAUUGAAUCCCCGUCCCCAUUAGCAAGCCUGCAUCCUCUUAGACUUAUGUCCUACAUUAAUGUAAUUCUUAACGUACAUAUAACUAUAUAAAUAUAUAUACAUUUUACUAUUGAACGUAGGGCAAGCCAGCAAAAAAAAAAACAAAAACAAGCGAAACGAAAAUAAAAUUAAUUAAAAAAAGAGAAAAAUGUAGCAAGCGAAAAUCAAAGCAAGUGCAAAGGCGUAGAGAAUUAAUUAAGCUACGAUUUGAAAGUAAAGAAAACUAAACCGAUUACUUGUAAUUCAAUUUAAAUUAAAUUAAAUUAAUAAUAGUUGCAAAGCGCAUAGCAUAACUAACAAGAGACCCCAAACAUCCAGUCACAGUCACCCAGCUCCCCGCACCCCAUAAAAAAACACACACAAUUGCCCACAGUGAAAAAACAACUAGAGAAAACCUAAGCGAAGAUAAAAAAUUCUGAAACUACCAUACAUAUUCGUCUAUGUAUACACUUUUCAUUAGACUCUAAGCGCAUAGUUAAACUUUUAACAUUUUACCAUUAUAAUUUUAUGGAUACUACUGCCCGUUACAAGCAUCCAAUAAAGAUUUCAAACAAGCAAAAA
Messenger RNA from Drosophila suzukii, 2804 nucleotides. RefSeq names its product deformed epidermal autoregulatory factor 1 (gene Deaf1). The record is from RefSeq and is a predicted model, not a curated record. Gene Ontology annotation, molecular function: DNA binding. NCBI's taxonomy places the organism in Eukaryota, Metazoa, Arthropoda, Insecta, Diptera, Drosophilidae.